AUGGCGAUGAACUUCGUGACAUUCAACCAGGACUACAGCUACUUGGCUGUGGCGACUGCCAAGGGGUUUCGCAUAUUCACAACAGACCCUUUCGCCAAGAGCUAUGAGACCAAGGAAGGGAACAUUGCUAUAAUCGAGAUGCUGUUUUCGACAUCUUUGGUCGCGUUGAUUCUCUCACCACGUCGCUUGCAAAUCACUAAUACAAAGCGCCAAUCUACAAUAUGCGAGUUAACGUUUCCCACCACUGUCCUAGCGGUUAAACUGAACCGGAAACGGCUCGUCAUCGUUCUAGAAGACCAGAUCUAUCUCUAUGACAUCCAGACCAUGAAGCUGCUAUAUACCAUCGAGACAUCUCCAAAUCCUAGUGCAAUCUGUGCUCUGUCUCCCUCCUCCGAUAAUUGCUAUCUCGCAUACCCUCUUCCACAUAAAGCUCCGCCUACGUCCUUUACUCCUCCGUCCCAUGCGCCUCCCGGGAACACACAUAUUUCACCUACAAGCGGCGAAGUACUGAUAUUCGAUACACUGAAGCUAGAAGCAAUCAAUGUCAUAGAAGCCCAUCGAUCUCCACUGGCAUGCAUAACGCUCAACAGUGAUGGUACUCUGAUAGCUACCGCUUCUGAUAAAGGGACUAUCAUUCGGGUCUUCUCCGUACCUGACGGUCACAAGCUAUACCAAUUCAGGCGAGGCUCGAUACCUUCCAGGAUAUACAGCAUGUCGUUCAAUACGACCUCCACCCUUCUUUGCGUCUCAUCCUCCACCGAAACCAUACAUCUGUUUAAGUUGAGUCAAGGCCAAUCUUCGGAAAGUUCUCUGCCGUCCCCUUCAGCGCCCCAAAGAAGCAUGAGUCAGAGCUCUCUGAGUAACUCUCCGGAUGAGGAUGAAACGAGUGGUGACAAAGACUCCUCCGAAUUUCAUUCCAGGAAACACAAUGGCACUCUAAUGGGCAUGCUUCGGCGAACCUCACAAACCGUUGGAAGCUCGUUCGCCGCCAAGGUGGGCGGAUAUCUUCCAAAGGGUGUUAGUGAGAUGUGGGAGCCAGCGCGAGACUUUGCUUGGAUCAAACUUCCGAAGUCGAACCCCGGCCCGGGGGGCAACGGCAACACCGGACCCCUGCGAAGUGUUGUAGCAAUGAGCAACAACACCCCCCAAGUGAUGGUUGUGACCAGCGAUGGCAAUUUUUACGUUUUUAGCAUCGAUCUUUCCAAAGGAGGGGAAGGAACCCUAACCAAACAAUACUCGUAA
Molecule: messenger RNA, 1242 nt
Organism: Aspergillus oryzae RIB40
Lineage: Eukaryota; Fungi; Ascomycota; Eurotiomycetes; Eurotiales; Aspergillaceae
Product: phosphoinositide binding protein ATG18
Exons: 4
Coding region: 1-1242 (413 amino acids)
Biological process (GO): protein localization to phagophore assembly site; protein lipidation; nucleophagy
Cellular component (GO): extrinsic component of membrane; cytosol; phagophore assembly site membrane
Molecular function (GO): protein binding; phosphatidylinositol-3,5-bisphosphate binding; phosphatidylinositol-3-phosphate binding
Source: RefSeq, a predicted model, not a curated record